This is a messenger RNA of Syngnathus acus (greater pipefish), 4837 nucleotides long. Its product is annotated as ubiquitin carboxyl-terminal hydrolase 15-like. The coding region runs from base 961 to 3426 and encodes 821 amino acids. Gene Ontology annotation, molecular function: cysteine-type deubiquitinase activity. The transcript is spliced from 15 exons. NCBI's taxonomy places the organism in Eukaryota, Metazoa, Chordata, Actinopteri, Syngnathiformes, Syngnathidae. Gene Ontology annotation, biological process: protein deubiquitination. The record is from RefSeq and is a predicted model, not a curated record.
AUCUUGCAAGAUAAAAUCGACUCAUUAAAAAAGCAGAAAUGUGAAUCAACUGCUUUUACGGUUCAUAAAUUAUGUUUUUAUGAAUUAUUAAUUAUAUUUUGCAUCCACGAAGGCGUCGGACCGCAUGUUGCCAUUCCACAGCCACGCGUCAUCUUUUCUCGGCUGCUGAGUUUGUGGCAGAAGCUCCUCCGUAGCGGUUUCAUCUAAAUUAUGCAUGCGGCCUUUUUUUUUUUUUUUUUUUUUUUUUGUCGUCUUUUGGGUGGCGACGCACGCUAGCAGUCACUGUCAUUUCGAGCUCAUUGCCAUGCGCACCUUCUCGCAAGGCGAGUGACCUUCACGAGUCCUCUUCGUCUACUUUCCUCUUCGCACGGGGGCACAAGUCGCUGUCGUUAAAAAAAAAAAAAAAAAGCACUUCUUCCGAGAUUGUUUAUUGUCCUAGCUCUCUUUUUUAAAAGGCAGAGAGGCGCUGCCAAAGUGCGGCUUUGACCCAGGAGGCGUGGACAUGACGAUGGUGAUGUAAGAACAUGCAUCAACGUACAUUUACAAGCUCGUGAAUACUGCAGCCUCAGCUGGAUGCAGUCGAUUGCCCCCCCCCCCCCCCCCCAGUCCCGUCUGCCCCUCCUCUGCUCACUUCCCCUGCGCUCUCUCUCUUUCUCUCUUUCUCUGUGCACCUCGAGCUUUGGUAGCGGUACUCUUGAGCAUCCUUGCUAUAAAUAUCCGCUGGUAGCAGAGCGGCGGCGGCAGCAGGCAGGCAGGCAGGCCGGAGGGAGGUGCCGGAGAUCGGAGCACGGGACGGCAGACGAUAACAGAAAGUAGUUUCGAAAUGUUUUAGUUGUCGGGAGUCUCUUCUGGGCUGGAUUCAAAAGCGUCGAGAGGAUGGAGCCGCGCUUCGACCAUGCCGGAAGCGAGCGGCUUUGCGUUUUGUAGAGCCAUGUGGGCCGGGGGUGGGGCUGAGAUGUCAUGCUACUGUGUUGCUGGUGGUGCCUGAGGUCUGAAACGGUAGAGCUGGACAGCAGGCGGGUGGACCACCCUACCGCCGCCAUCACAGCCCUCGACCGCUGGGAGACCCAAACCGCCAAAGGCGUCCCGCGGAGCUCUCAGAGCGUGAAGAAUUCAACCUUCAGCCUGCCUUCCUACCACAGCUACAGCAACAGCUACGACUACUCGGAGCAGAGUCGGCAAAGCGAGCACGCCGGCCUGUGCGGGCUCUCCAACCUCGGCAACACUUGCUUCAUGAACUCCGCCGUGCAGUGUUUAAGUAAUAUCCCUCCCCUGACGGACUACUUCCUCAAAGACAAGUACAUGAGCGAGCUGAACGAGGACAACCCGCUGGGCAUGAAGGGAGAGAUCGCCCGAGCCUACGCCGAGCUGAUAAAGCAACUGUGGUCGUGCAAAUUCAGCUACGUGACGCCGAGGCCUUUCAAGACCCAAGUGGGCCGCUUCGCCCCUCAAUUCUCAGGCUACCAGCAGCAGGACUCUCACGAGCUGCUGGCUUUUUUCCUGGACGGCCUUCACGAGGACUUGAACCGGAUCAGGAAGAAGCCGUACAUACAGCUCAAGGAUGCUAACGGACGGCCCGAUAAGGUGGUGGCCGAGGAGGCUUGGGAGAACCAUAUCAAGAGGAACGACUCCAUCAUCGUGGACAUCUUUCACGGCCUUUUUAAGUCCACGUUGGUGUGUCCUGUGUGCUCCAAGGUCUCUGUGACCUUUGACCCUUUCUGUUACUUGACGCUGCCUCUUCCCAUGAAGAAAGAGCGCACCCUGGAGGUGUAUCUCGUCCGACUGGAUCCUCUGGCCAAGCCCACACAGUACAAACUAACCGUGCCAAAGGUGGGCUACAUCUCCGACCUGUGUACCUCACUCUCCGCUUUGUCGGAGGUUCCUGCUGAGAAGAUGAUCGUGACGGACAUCUACAGCCACCGUUUCCACCGGAUCUUUGCCACCAACGACAACCUUAGCAGCAUCAUGGAGAGAGACGAUAUCUACGUGUUUGAGCUCGCCGUGAACCGAGUGGAGGACACGGACCACGUGGUGAUUCCGGUGCACCUGAGGGAAAAAUAUAAACAGUCGGGGUACAACCAGACGAGCACGCCGCUUUUCGGCCAGCCUUUCCUCAUCGCCGUGCCGAGGACGCUGAACGAAGACAAACUCUACAACAUGCUGCUGCUGCGCCUUUGCCGCUUUGUGAGAUCCACCGUCGCGGAAGACGAGGACGGCCGCGACGAGACCCGGUCGAGCAAAGUGCACGCGGUCAACGGCGACGCCACCAAUGGCGUGUUGGAGGAGGGGUCGCCGAGCGAGAUGGAGACGGACGAGCAGGACGACGAGUCCAGUCAGGAUCAGGAGCUGCCCUCCGAGAACGACCACAGCCAGUCCGAGGACUCUGUGGGCGGGGACAACGAGCUGGAGAACGGCCCGGUCAUCCCGCAGAACUCCACCAAAGGCCAGCAGAGCAGCGGGCACAGCAAAAAGAGACUUUUCACAUUCCAGCUCAAUAACAUGGGCAAGGAGGACACCAGGCAGAUCCGCUUCGACGAGGGACACUUGCGGCUCAACGACCGAUCUUACCUCUCUUUGGAUUGGGAACCCGAGAUGAAGAAAAAGUACUUUGACGACAUGGUCGUUGAGGACUUCGACAAGCACGAGAGCAUGGACUACAAGCCUCAGAAGAAGGCCUACUUUAAAUUAAAAGACUGCAUCGAAUUGUUCACCACCAAGGAGAAGCUAGGAGCCGAGGACCCUUGGUACUGUCCAAACUGCAAGCAGCACCAGCAGGCCACGAAGAAGCUGGACCUGUGGUCUCUACCUCCGGUGCUCGUGGUCCACCUGAAAAGAUUCUCCUACAGUCGCUACAUGAGGGAUAAACUCGACUCGCUUGUCGACUUUCCGCUCAGCGAUCUGGACAUGUCUGAGUUCCUGAUCAACCCCAACAGCGGGCCGUGUUGUUACGACCUCAUCGCCGUGUCCAACCACUACGGCGGCAUGGGCGGAGGCCACUAUACCGCUUACGCCAAGAACACCAACGACGGCAAGUGGUACAACUUCGACGACAGCAGCGUGUCGCCGGUCAGCGAGGAUCAAAUAGUGUCCAAAGCGGGCUACGUGCUCUUCUACCAGCGCCAGGAUACCGUCAAAGGCACCGGCUACUUCGCUCUGGACCGGGAGAAAGAAGAGGAGGAGGACGACGGCGAAGAGGAUGAUGGGGAGGGCGGCGGCGACGAAGAAGAAGAUGGGGAGGAGGAGGAAGAAGUGGAGGACGAUGAGGAGAACGAAGGCAGGCGGAGCACCUCCUCGGCGCGGGGCGCGGCCUCUCCGGUCGCCGUGAGCGACGACCCGAACGAGAACCGGCGCGCUAAGAGCGACGGGUCGGAACGUGAGGAAGAAGAGGAGGCGCCCAGUCGAGAUGUUACCAUGAGCGCUAACUGAUGAGCAAUGGAGGUUGCGAUCUUUCCAUCCAAAGCCAUAUGGACGCACAGCAUGGCAAGCCGGCGCCAUCAGGCCCACCCGGGCUCGCCCGGUGGAGCCAAAGCGGGCGUGACCUUUUACGGUACGCUGAGAAUUGGGAGCCGUGGCUGAAUCACUGUUUGCACACGCGUCACCUGUUACAUUUUUUUUUGUUUUUGUUUCAAAAGGAAUUUGUGGCCGUUGCGUUCGGAGGUCAGAGCAGUUUGAGCCUUUUUAUAUAUCUCUGAGAGAAAUUUCUGCUUUUAGUCUGGUUGCGUUGUACAUAUUUUAAACACCGAGGUGUUGUCAUUCUGCGCUUGAAGCAUUGUGGACUCGCACAGUCACCAAUCAUCCGCUUUCUUUUUUUUGAAAUUCUUCCAUUUGCCGGACACUGCAGUCAUUCAGAGAUGAAUGUGACGUGACUUUUCUCUGAAAACUCCCCGACAACGUGCACAGGAAUCUGCCUUCAUCCGCGCGGGCGUUGCGCAUAUCAAGUCUGCCCGCUCUUUAUUUAUUUUCUUUUGAUUAAAUUGCCAAACUUGCUCUUGCUGUGACCUUGUUUUCAUGUCCAGCUGUUCUGGCGCCCUCUGUUGGCCGUUUAGCCACUCCACUUAUCUGCAUCUUUGACAACCUUGACGUGCCAUCAAUGCGAGAGGAACUUAAAUCGCCUGCUCUGCAUUUUGCAGUGUUAGCGCCAUCUUGUGUGUGCUCAGCCUUAACUUUUAAAUCCCCCCCCCCCCCACACCCACUUUUUUGCAUGGCCCCUUUAAACACACUUGAAUGUCAACAUAAUUUAAAAAGGUCUUGACCACAUGUAUUGCCUUUUCUUUUUCCAAUUCUCAGUCGGGCCAUGUUAGUUCUUUAUUUUUUCUUUCCCGGGUUGGUUGAAUGUGUCUCUCUCCAAGAGAUGAUGCUCCUGACCUUUUGGGUCAGGUUAAAAAAGGAAGGGAGGGGGGAGUUCAGCACCUCUGCUGCUUGCCUUGCUUUUCGGACGCCCCCCCCCCCUCUCCCCUUCCGGAAUGAGCGCGAACAAGACUGCUACAAUAGGACAUACUGUACUGUACAUAAGAGUUCACUCUGUGAGUGCACAUUUGAUAAAAGCUUAUUUAUUUAUAUGUAAGCAUUUAAUAACAUUUAAAACUCUGGCAAGAGAUGAAAGAUUGGGAAUGGAGAUGAUGAGGUGCUCUUGUCAGGGAGGGAAUUCCUUUCUUCAUUUCGAAAUAAAAGGAUGGCUCUGUUUGGGACUUUUUUUUUUUUGUAUAAAAGAAAGACUCCAGGCGUCCUUGCAUGUUAAGGGGUUUCCAGGUUUGGCUGCACUUGAGUUCACUUGGGUUUACAUUUGAAAUGUGCAUGUGUAUUUAUACACAGUCUUCAAUAAAGUUGUAUCAAGCUU